Messenger RNA from Mercenaria mercenaria, 874 nucleotides. RefSeq lists its product as uncharacterized. Gene Ontology annotation, cellular component: lysosome; extracellular region. The record is from RefSeq and is a predicted model, not a curated record. Gene Ontology annotation, biological process: cell-matrix adhesion. The transcript is spliced from 7 exons. The coding region runs from base 175 to 819 and encodes 214 amino acids. Gene Ontology annotation, molecular function: calcium ion binding. NCBI's taxonomy places the organism in Eukaryota, Metazoa, Mollusca, Bivalvia, Venerida, Veneridae.
GCGAGUGCGGAGUACGUUUGCAAUCCUAUUUUAUAACUUUGUUUACUGCAAGCUUAUGUUGCCAUCUCGUUUUUGAUUCAUUAUUUUAAAUAUUUAAAUUGAUCGGAUUAAUUUAUUUAUUGAAUUGUAUUAGAAAUACAAUUGACUGAAACUUUCUACAUAUCAAGUUCCAUAAUGUUGGUAUUUUUCACUGCACUGUUGUCGUCUGCCGCCGCCGCGGACAUUUGCUGUUCCCCGGACCAAUGGCAAGGGGAUGUAGGUUUGGUUAUGGGAACCGUAAAGAAUGGCAAAACAUCUUUUACAGAGGGUAUGAUGAAAGUGUCUUAUGACGGAGUCAACCUGAUUGUUGCUUACGACCAAACUUUGCAGGUUGACACCUUUAAUGUACAGCAACGGAUAGUCAGCGAUUAUAAAAAUGGUGUAAUGUAUACAGUCAGAGACGGCGUUUGUAACCGAACUAUGAUCACUGAGCCAUGGGCCCCAUACUGUAUACCUGGCAAUGCCACAGAGACGACUGCAAAUUCCAGGUACGGUCUUGGAGAUAACUCUGUACGCAUCAAGGCUUACAAUAUGAAAAUAAGGGGAUAUGAUACAAAUAUUGCCGUAACCGCUGACACGUGUGUUCCUGUGUCAGAAGUAUCAACUGGAAUAAUGGAUCCUGUUUUUGCAGGAGAUAACACAACUGAGACGAUGCAGGCACUUACAUUUGCAAACCUUAAGGGUGGAAUAGCCAGCAGGGACGUGUUCUUUGUACCCGCACAAUGCCAGUCAGAAAACGUGAAGGUGCCAGUUGGUAGACGUUCAUUGUUUAUCCAUUAAAAUGAGUUCUUUGUACGCACAUUAAUACAUGUACAAAUAAACUGAAAUAGUAUAA